Messenger RNA from Papaver somniferum (opium poppy), 1545 nucleotides. Its product is annotated as serine/threonine-protein phosphatase PP-X isozyme 2. Gene Ontology annotation, cellular component: nucleus; cytoplasm. Gene Ontology annotation, biological process: peptidyl-serine dephosphorylation; double-strand break repair via homologous recombination. The transcript has 8 exons. Gene Ontology annotation, molecular function: protein serine/threonine phosphatase activity. The record is from RefSeq and is a predicted model, not a curated record. The coding region runs from base 135 to 1052 and encodes 305 amino acids. Lineage: Eukaryota; Viridiplantae; Streptophyta; Magnoliopsida; Ranunculales; Papaveraceae.
CUUAUAGAAAAAGUGAGGACUUCGAUUUUUUGGAAAGAGAAAACACGAGAUGAGAGCUUAAAUAAGAAACACCACAACAAGGGUUCGUUUUUCGGUCUGAGAGAAGAAGAAGAAGGAAGAAGAAGAAGGAAGCGAUGUCAGACCUAGAUAGGCAAAUAGAACAACUCAAAAGAUGCGAACCACUAAAGGAAUCUGAAGUAAAAGCUCUUUGCUUAAAAGCUAUGGAAAUCUUAGUUGAAGAAAGUAAUGUUCAAAGAGUUGAUGCUCCUGUUACUAUUUGUGGUGACAUCCAUGGACAGUUCUACGACAUGAAAGAGCUUUUCAAAGUUGGAGGGGAUUGUCCGAAGACGAACUACUUGUUUCUUGGUGAUUUUGUUGAUAGAGGAUUUUACUCUGUCGAGACAUUUCUACUGUUACUAGCCCUUAAGGUUAGGUACCCUGAUCGGAUAACACUUAUAAGAGGAAAUCAUGAGAGUCGGCAGAUCACACAGGUUUACGGGUUCUACGAUGAAUGUCUUCGCAAAUAUGGUUCUGUAAAUGUUUGGAGAUACUGCACAGAUAUCUUCGAUUAUCUAAGUCUGUCUGCACUCAUUGAGAACCGAAUUUUCAGUGUUCAUGGUGGUCUUUCUCCAGCUAUUUCCACACUAGACCAGAUUAGAACUAUUGACCGGAAGCAGGAAGUACCUCAUGAUGGUGCCAUGUGUGACCUUCUAUGGUCAGACCCUGAAGACAUGGUUGAUGGUUGGGGUUUAAGCCCUCGUGGUGCAGGGUUCUUGUUCGGUGGAAACGUGGUCACAUCUUUUAACCACGCAAAUAAUUUGGAUUACAUUUGCCGUGCUCAUCAGUUAGUAAUGGAAGGAUAUAAAUGGAUGUUUAACAAUCAGAUAGUUACAGUAUGGUCUGCUCCAAACUAUUGUUACAGAUGCGGUAACGUGGCUGCUAUUCUUGAGCUGGAUGAGAAUUUGAACCAUAAGUUUCGGGUGUUUGAAGCAGCUCCACAUGAAUCUAGAGGGGCUCCUUCAAAGAAACCGGCACCAGAUUAUUUCCUCUAAGAUUGAAUUGGAAAUGUUCUGGAAUAUUAUCUUCGAGUGCAUUUGAGCCGAGUCAUGCGUUGGUAGCAAAUUGUGUGGAAGGCAAGCGAGGUGAGAGAUAAUGUAACGGCUCUAUAAAUGGCCUUAGGGGGCCUUCCAUAUUGGAGCCAUUGGGUCAUGAUCAUCUCUUAUUGAUGUCGAGUUUGCGAUUUUGGUCUUUUUUCUCUUAAUUGGUGGGGGUGUUUACAGUUUUAUUUGUAAGAAAAUGGAAAUGUAUUUCUUUAUACAUAUACGAGUUCAUUCAUUGUAAUAGAUAGAACCCCUAGGUCACGCCCCACCUGCAAAAGACAAAUUUGAAAAGAAAGGUUCAGAUGAAGAGACGCAGCAGGAUAAGAGGAUUCAAGCCAGGGUGAUUUUUUUCGUAUUUUUCUCAGAAAAUUAAUCAUGAAAAAUCAUUUGCAAAAAUAUCUGUAUGGUCAUUUCCUAAUGGAAGAGUUUUUGAUUGAUUUGAUUA